GGCGACGGCGGCGACGGCGGCGGCAGCGGCGAGGGAACGAUGGUGCUGAUUAAGGAAUUCCGUGUGGUUUUACCGUGUUCAGUUCAAGAGUACCAGGUUGGACAACUUUACUCUGUGGCUGAAGCCAGUAAAAAUGAAACAGGCGGUGGAGAAGGCAUUGAAGUCUUAACGAAUGAACCUUAUGAGAAGGAUGGAGAGAAGGGGCAGUAUACACACAAGAUUUACCACUUAAAGAGUAAAGUUCCUGGAUUUGUCAGGAUGCUUGCUCCUGAGGGCUCUUUGGUAUUUCAUGAGAAAGCCUGGAAUGCAUAUCCCUACUGUAGAACAAUUGUGACGAACGAAUAUAUGAAAGACGACUUCUUCAUAAAAAUUGAAACCUGGCACAAACCAGACUUGGGAACAAUAGAAAAUGUACAUAAUUUAGAUCCUAACACGUGGAAGACAGUUGAAAUUGUCCAUAUCGAUAUUGCAGACCGAAGCCAAGUAGAACCUGCAGAUUAUAAAGCAGAUGAAGACCCAGCAUUAUUCCAGUCGGUGAAGACCAAGAGAGGACCUUUGGGACCCAACUGGAAGAAAGACCUGGCAAAUAACCAAGACUGUCCCCAAAUGUGUGCCUACAAGCUGGUCACCAUCAAAUUCAAGUGGUGGGGUCUGCAGAAUAAAGUAGAAAACUUUAUUCAAAAACAAGAAAAAAGAAUAUUUACCAACUUUCACCGCCAGCUCUUUUGUUGGAUCGAUAAGUGGAUCAACCUGACUAUGGAAGACAUUCGAAGGAUGGAAGAUGAGACCCAGAAAGAGCUCGAAGCUAUGCGUAAGAAGGGUUCCGUCCGAGGGACAACGGCUGCUGAUGUCUAGAUGAAUCUUCUGUAGGGUCAGAGGCCAUAUCAAGCUGUUUACGUAAUCAAGGUCAAGUGAGGGGAACCAGUGCUGCCCAUGAUGAAUGAGGAGGGAUCUGACCAGUAACUUGCAGUGUUGAUGUUUCACAGACAUGUGCGUGUGACGAUCUGUACACAUGUACCGCUCUCCAGACACGUGUGUAUAUAUGUAUAUGUGUGUGUGUAUCUGUAGCUGUCUAUAAGACGCAUGUGGAGCUAUAGAUACUCAUGCACGCACUUGUGUAUAUAUGUACAUACAUACAUACAUCUACUUAGGGGAUUAGUACAAUUUCUCCAGAGUACUGUACCUACAGCAAAAAUGCAAAGGAAAAUAUUUUCAUUAUAUAUACCUGAAGCAGAUUUUAAUAAUUAUCAGAGUAAUGCCAUUAAUGGAUGAAUUGACUACAAUGUAAUGCUAGCUGGUAUGUUUCAUGGAUGUCAAGUUGUGGACCAAUAUAUACUUUUUUGUUGUUCUCUUAAAUGUCUGUUAAAACUUUCUAUUUUAGUCUCAUGAGUAAACAGACUCCCAAAGCAAAAGUUUAUUCUGAAUUUUUUGUUUUCCCUCUGAUUCUGGAAUGUAAACUAUGAAUGUAUUUAUAGCUAUUUAUUUCUGGAUGGUCACGAUCUUACAGCCAACUUUGAGGAUUUCUAUGAGUAAGGAAUUGGCUAUAAUUUCAUUUGUACUUGCCCUUGAAGAAAAAAAAUCCUUAAAAAUUGUACCUGUUUUUAUUGGAUUUUUGUACAUUUAAAUUUCAAGUAUUUUUCUACAUCAGAAACUGGCAAAAAAAAAGUGGAGGGAAGACGCUGGCUUGUGAUUUAUAAUAAACACUCUAAAUGUUUCAGAGAGCCUGUUAGGCACAAAAGAAAUGGGUGAUAAUAGUAUUUAGUCUCAAUAAAAAAAUACUGUAGGCUCAUUAGAGAGGUUGGAAGUUUAGCACUUCCCUUGAAUCAAAUAUCUUGUGUCUGAAAUGACUAUUCUCUGAAAUUGCAUUUUGGAAACUAUGCAAAUGGCCUCGAUUUCUCACAACUUACACAAUGGAAUAUAAUGAUGACUUUUAGCUCUUUUCAUGUUGAAAAUACAUUUUAGAAGAGAGAUGUUCACUUUCAGAUAAGAUGAAAGUGUAGAGCUUGGCCAGCCACGGGUCUCUCCUCGUUCUGUCUGAAGACACGCUAUGAAGAUGAUGGUAUAAUUCCAACCCUUUUGUGGAUGGUCCUCAAAUCUUCAGGAUUUUUUUUAAGGAAAUACUCACCUGGAGCCUCUCUUAGAUAUCUAUUAAAAUGCUUGUUAGAUAGAAACAAAGAAGUUAUUUUAGGAUCAACACAUAAGUAAGAGUUUUUUGGCUUUUUUUUUUUAUUGGGUUUCUUUGUCAGAUUUCAACUUUUUUCUCCUCUCAGUCCUAGAAGCUUGUGUAGGACAAGGUUUUAAACCUUGAAAUUGAAAAUCAUGCUCUUUUCCACUUAAAACAUGCCCUCCUGCAGUAGAUGAAUCCUACCAGUCAUUUAAUUUGCAGAAGGCUCAGCUAGCUCCCUUGCAUCUCUCCACAGUGAUUUUUGUUCCUUAGUGAAAUGAUUGCCAUGAUACGGACAAGGGACGCUUUGCAUCAUGUUGUCCUGUUAGCCCCGCCCCAGCUCCACCUUCACACAUCUUCCGCGUACUCAGGGUGAACACGAUGUUUACUUUCUGUGCAUCGCUGGAAAAUAGGCUUGUCAAAGUGAAAUUGUUUUGUCUGAGGAGUGUUUGUUGCGAAGAGGAUUAUUACUGAUUGGUCAGGAUGAAGGGUCUGGCUCUUUCCAUUUCAUGGACUCGAUCCUCAUUGGCAUCUGCAGCAUCAUGGGGAGCGUGCACUCGAGUGGACAGGAGCACCCGACGCAUGGAUUUUAAUGAUUCACUGUGGAAAUUUGAGGGAUCGUAUAGUGACUGUAAAAUAACUUGUUUACUCGACAGUUUCUUGUGUAAAUUACAGUAAGGCAAAGUAAUUGAAAUUGGAACCGACAAUAAAUUUGAUCACAAAAUGCCA
Molecule: messenger RNA, 2893 nt
Organism: Vombatus ursinus (common wombat)
Lineage: Eukaryota; Metazoa; Chordata; Mammalia; Diprotodontia; Vombatidae
Gene: PITPNB
Product: phosphatidylinositol transfer protein beta
Exons: 12
Coding region: 40-855 (271 amino acids)
Biological process (GO): phospholipid transport
Cellular component (GO): cytoplasm
Molecular function (GO): phosphatidylinositol transfer activity; phosphatidylcholine binding; phosphatidylcholine intramembrane carrier activity
Source: RefSeq, a predicted model, not a curated record